ACUGAUGACGUCUGUCAUAUGACCAUGUGGAUGUGAAUCUGGUUAAUGGGUCCUGUCAAAGGCCGAAACGAGCAUCUUUUACUUAUCUGAUACUUUUUUUAACGUUUAGUUUACGCGUGGUGGGGUUUAUUCGUGCGAACCGUACAUGGUAAACAUCAUGUCGUGGGUAAAAUCAGUGGCAUGUACCGAGGAUGUCUUCGACGAAGAUGUGGAUGAUAUUAGUCUACAGAACAAAGAAUGGAAAUACAACAUGGAAAAACGCGCAAAGGUUUGAACAGAUGACCGUGCCAUUUUACAAAUCCCUUAGUCUUACAAUUUACAGACACUGCUCAGAUGUAUUGGUUCGAGAUACAUAGGAGCUUGUCUGAAGACAUCAUUUUCAUAUAUGGCUAGCUUUCUGGAGCAGGAGACGUCUUGCACUAGAUAACCGGACACCUUUCCUAGAGAAGUUGAUUUAUUGGGAGCUGUCACUGUGUCUUGUGCUAAAAUGGGGAACUGUUGUACAAAAAUGUGUGGACAACAAAGCCCAUGUCACCUUGCGGAGGAUGAGACGAAAGGCCUGUUACACAGCUCUGAAUCAAAGACAUCAACCAAGGCAGGAACAGAAACUUGCACCAGUCCAGUCUCAGAUGAAGACAAAUGGCAACAAGAAACAAAACCAGCACUGGAUACAGCUAUAACCAAGCAGCCAACUGCAGAAUCCGAAAUUCUUAAAGCACAAAGUAGUUACUCUAAAACAAUACCCAUUUUACACACCGAACAAUCUCUCACCUCUAAGGUGGAUCAUCUUAUCUCACUUGAAACGACACCAACAACGGCUGCAGGCUUGGCUAUGGAAACGGAUGUACAAAAGAUUGAAGUACAAGAUAUCCAAAACUUUGCCUCAGAGGAACCUCAAGACGAAGUUGAAGUACCUGAGGAUGGUGCCUCACAAGUAAAAAGGGAAACAGAGCGUCAGCAUGGAUCACCUGAAGGAGUCGCACCAGUAACGAUUGAUGAAGCAGGUGUAUCCUCAACCAGUCAGGACUUAACAUUUGCACCUGUUAAGGAGGCACCUGCUGAGGAAAUGCCUGUAAAGGAGGCACCUGCUGAGGAAAUGACUGUUAAGGAGGAACCUGCUGAGGAAAUGCCUGUUAAGGAGGAACUUGCUGAGGAAAUGCCUGUUCAGGAGGCACCUGUUGAGGAAAUGCCUGUUAAGGUGGCACCUGUUGAGGAAAUGCCUGUUAAGGUGGCACCUGUUGAUGAAAUGCCUAUUAAGGUGGCACCUGUUGAGGAAAUGCCUGUUAAGGUGGCACCUGUUGAGGAAAUGCCUGUUAAGGUGGCACCUGUUGAGGAAAUGCCUGUUAAGGUGGCACCUGUUGAGGAAAUGCCUGUUAAGGAGGCACCUGUUGAGGAAAUGCCUGUUAAGGUGGCACCUGUUGAGGAAAUGCCUGUUAAGGUGGCACCUGUUGAGGAAAUGCCUGUUAAAGUGGCACCUGUUGAGGAAAUGCCUGUUAAGGAGGCACCUGUUGAGGAAAUGCCUGUUAAGGAGGCACCUGUUGAGGAAAUGCCUGUUAAGGAGGCACCUGUUGAGGAAAUGCCUGUUAAGGAGACACCUGCUGAGAAAAUGCUUGUUGAGGAGGCACCUGCUGACGAAAUGCCUGUUAAGGAGGCACCUGUUGAGGAAAUGCCCGUUAAGGAGGCACCGGCUGAGGAAGUUUUUGAGGCACCCAUGUUUGCUUGGAUAGAAGCUGAGAUAAAUUUGCCUGAGGUAAAACCAGAAACGCAUGUUUCAGGUAAAGGGAAAAUGCUACAAAUAGGGGAACUUACUCCGAAUGUCACCACUGAAGUGAAACAAGAGGUCAGCCUGAUUCCUGACACAGGGGAGAUUGCGGUGAUAGACAACAGCAGCACAGAACCCGACUCACGCAUGUCAGGUCAGUUAAAUCAUCAUUUGGAUGCUACAGAGGAAAGUGUACCUGAGGUGACGUGUGAAGAGUCGACACCUGAGAAACUGCAGCAAGAAGCCUCUGAAACUCAGGAAUAUUCAAAGGAAGUUUCGUCUCCCGUAGUGGAUAUUACAAACGGACUCUCUCCUGGUGUGGAAAAUGGUUUAACGAAGGACUCGAACAACCUUAGCACUGAGAAUAAAACACAGGUGGAUGUCACAGUGGUGGAAGAGUGUCAAAAAGAUGAUGCAGGCCUGAAACCGAGCGAGGAAGUCUUAGAUAUUGCGAAUGAAGAAUUGUCCUCUAAAUCAUCUACAAAUACUCACAGCGCUGUUCAGGUGGACACACCUGAAGUUAUAAACUCUCUGACAAACCAAGAGGAGAAUAAAGAUAUUGCACACCAGGAGAAAGAAGGUACUCAAAAUGGCCUGAACUCCAUAAGUGCCUCUGCGGCAUCCAGUCCCACUGAGAAAACCACGCCAUUUGAGCCGACCAGCGAUGCUGUUGCUGUAGAAACCACUGAGGUCGAAGGUGAAGUUACUGCUCUGAAGGAGGAGAAAUCACUGGAACCACAAGAUGAUGCAGAGCCUGAACCUCAACAAAGAAAAGAGGAAAUAGAAAAUCAGGAAGAGGUAACAAAAGAGCAGAAAGAGGAAUAUCAAAAGCAGGGAGACGAAAUUCAAACGCAAGAAGAGGAUAAACCGAAAGAGGAAUCUGAUGUAACCCCGAAAAAUGCAGGCCCAGUAAACUCCAAAACCCAGAAGGGAGGAGUCAUAUUCAGUAGUGGAAAAGUGGAGGUGCAAUUGUUACCUGUGCCCUCAUUAGGGAGCGUGGAGGAAGUACAGAAGUUGGAUGAGAGUGCAGACCUAUAUCUGGGAGCGGAGGAAAUUGAAAAGGGAGCCAGUAAAGAGAAGCCAUCAUCAACACCAGUGCUGGAGUUCACAAUUCCUGGUGUAGAGAGCAGAAGUAGUUUAGCUCCAGCAGUGGAUAUACUGGCCUACAGUGAGAGAGAAUGGAAAGGCAACACAACCAAAAGCGCACUGAUCAGGAAGGGUUAUAGUGAGAUGGCCCGUAGCUUCAGUGGUCUAAAACAGGUGAGAGGUGACAACUACUGUGCCCUACGUGCCACACUGUACCAGGUACUGGCAAACAGCACAAACACUCCCGCCUGGCUGCAGGAUGAAGGCUUUCUGUCGUUGCCGGAAACGAUAGAAGCUCAGGAACAUCUGAUAGGUGGAUGGGCCUUUCCUCCAGAAUGUACAUGGGGAAGUGAAAAGGAUUCUGUUGAGAGGAUGAUAUAUUAUCUGGACCUCUUUAAGACAAAAUGGCAGGCAGCAGCAGCCUGCGAGAGUCCAGAGGAGCGGCAGAGUUUGUGUGAUCGCGUGUUUCAAGGUGGUGAGGAAGAGUAUGGUCUUCUGGAAGCACUUAAGUUUCUGAUGCUGGCCAAAGCUAUCGAGCUUCACGGCAACAUGGUGGCAGAUCAAGAAGUGCCUGUGUUCUGCUGGCUCCUUUUUGCCCGCGACACAUCAGAAAACCCCAAAACCCUCCUGGCCAAUCACCUGAGUCAAAUUGGCUUCAGUGGAGGGGUAGAACAGGUAGAGAUGUUUCUAUUGGGCUAUGCCUUACAACACACCAUCCAAGCCUUUCGUCUGUACAUGACGGACACGGUCGAGUUUGUGACGCAUUACCCAGACGACCACAAGCACGAGUGGCCGUGCGUGUGCAUCGUCACAGAGGACGACCGCCAUUACAACGUCCCCGUCAGGACCGCACAACACCAGCAAGGAAACAACAUCACAGUGACUUAACAACAGCGACCUCAGAGAACAGAUCUAAAAAGUGGCAUGAUUUGUUUCGUGAAACCAGAAUGAAUGAAUGAAUGAAGGAAAUUUAAAGCAGUUUACUGAGAUCACGUUGCAAGCGCUCAGGUUUUUGUCCCCCAAAUGAAUCACACAACUAACAUGCUGCCUGAUAGGAAAUACUGUGAUAGUGUCGCUGGUUCAGAAAGAAACAUUUACGAGUUAUUUCUUCAUUUUGCACUGUUGGAUCAUAGUAUUGUGAUUUUUCAUAUUCGUUGCUAAAGAAUACUUCAAACGUUUACACUAAUGUUAGAGAAUAUUCAUUCAGAAGAAUUUUAUUAUGUUCUGGGUAUAGUAAGGGAAUUUAGGGUCUAAUAAAGUCCCUUUGAUAUAGAUUUAGUCAUUUAUAUUAUUUAAAAAAAAAAAUGCCAAUGUUUUUCAAGGUAGGAGAAAAAUGCAAUCUUUUGUCUUUUCAAAGCAUUGCUACUUAAAAAUGACAUAUUUUACCAGUACGAGUUUGUUUUCCAUACUGAUAUUAAGCUUCACUGCCGUGACUGUGCCAUGAAAAUGUAUGACCAUGCCUGUGAAAACCCAGCUGAAGUCAUUUUUAGUGAUUAAAAUCGUCCUACAUAAUGUAAAGAGCAUUGUGCAAAAAGUUACCUUGCUAUUUACAUUCAUGCAUUUUAUUCAACCUUACAGUGCUUUACAAGCUUAAUCCGUUUGUGUUCCCUGGGUUUGAACCCAUGACCUUUUGCGCUACGUAAUGCUCUGCACUGAGCUUUAUAGUAGAAGCACCUUGAUAUCUUUACUAUACUGACUGAGUAAUGCUUGAAAUCAAAGUUUGAUGCUCUAAUCUCGUAAUUCGAUUGAGAUUUCACAGACAGGGUCACACAUGAAUUUGAGGCUUUGUACAGAGAAUGAGCAUUAACAGCUACAGUAGUUAGACUGUUAUAUAAGUAAGGUCAUUGUUAUGUAUGUUUACGUUUAUGUUCUUAAAUGCUGAAAGUGACUUACAGUAUAAAUCACGUUUACAGGCAGGUAAUGCGCACUGCUCGAGAGGUUUUCCCUCAGACGCCAAGAAGCGUAACGUUUAGCUCAUUAUGGAGUUAAGCUACAACUACUUGCACAACAAGCCAGAACAAAUGCACAGUAUGGUCAUUAUUUUUAUUGGUGGUUUGUUUUGGUUUUAAUUUUUGUAUUUAUAAAUGACAGAUUAACACUGAAUAAGGUUUGUUGGCAAACAAAAUAGUGCUUGGUGAUGCAGCAUUGGUUAUAAAAAAAAAAUGAUAUUGUUCUGAAUGGACAAGAAGUGAAUGACCAGAGGUAAUAAAAUUAAACAUGACUUACA
Misgurnus anguillicaudatus (oriental weatherfish) is the source of this 5075-nucleotide messenger RNA. RefSeq lists its product as uncharacterized. NCBI's taxonomy places the organism in Eukaryota, Metazoa, Chordata, Actinopteri, Cypriniformes, Cobitidae. Gene Ontology annotation, biological process: protein linear deubiquitination. Gene Ontology annotation, molecular function: cysteine-type deubiquitinase activity. The record is from RefSeq and is a predicted model, not a curated record. Gene Ontology annotation, cellular component: cytoplasm.